GAAAUUUGAACUGCGCCCUCUUUAGCGUCUGUGUUGUCGUUGGCGACAGAUACGUAAAUUUUUAACAUUAUAUCCAAGUUGUUUUGAUUUUCAUUCUACAAUUUUUGUGCGAUUUAAAAAAAAUUUCAAACUUUUAUUGUUUUUAAAUUAUAUUAUUGUGGACGAUGGGUAGUAAAAAGACGUCGUACAAGUCAGGAGAUCUUGUAUUUGCUAAAGUUAGGGGAUAUCCGCCUUGGCCAGCAAGGGUUGAACCUGAAGCUCCCCCGGGAAAAAAAGUCCCCAAAAAUAAAUAUCCCAUAUUGUUUUUUGGAACCUAUGAAACAGCUGUUUUAGCUGCUAAGGAUCUAUAUCCAUAUGAGCAAUAUAAGGAAAAAUAUGGGAAACAACAAAAGCGAAAAUUUUUUAAUGAAGGCUUGUGGGAAAUUGAAAAUAACCCAACUGCUAAACCUGGAACAGGUCAUGUGACCAUUAAGACUGUAGAAAAACCUGAUUCGCAAGAAGAUGCUGUUAGUGAUGAAGAUGAAAAGCUGGUAAUUGAUGAAAAACCCAACAAAGAAGAGAAAGAUUCAAGUUCUCAUAAAAGGAAGAGUGAGCAUAAAGAAUCCAAGAAAAGUAAGAAAGCCAAAAUUGAAAAAGAGGCUUCAGCUGAUGAAGAUGAAAAUGAUCAGUCCAGUGAUGAAAAUUCAAAGAUCGAGAAGAGCAAGAAAGACAAAGCUGAUGGUGACAAAAAAGGUGCUCGUUCAGUUAAGCGCAAGAAAUAUGAUGCUGAUGAUGAAUUGGAGAAAGAGGAUGAAGAUGAAGAGAAAAAUGGAGAUUCUGAUGCCAAGACUGAGAAAAAGGAAGAGAAAAAGUCCAAGUCGAAGAAAGAUAAAGAAAGUAAAAAGCAUAAAGAAAAGCAUGGAAAGAGCAAAUCAUGAGCAACCGUCUUUUAUGUUUUGCAUGCAAUUCAAAAUUUCAGAGUUCUCCAUGCCUUUUUGAACAAUUUUAUUUCAGUACAAAAUGGAUAAUAUUUUGAAACUGUUAUAUUAGUUAUUUAUCAUAUAUCAUAUCCAGUUGUUUUCAUUUUUAAUGUUUUUAGUAUUGUAUUCAUGAAAUAAAAGUUUUAUUUUAGUAGAUCCAUUGUCUGUUUUAGUUGUUGUAGAAUUUAUUUUAAUAAUUUUUAUUACUAAAUAUUUUAAAUUAAGAGUUUUCAUAUAUUUAUUGAAUCUAAUUCCAAUACUAAUAUUGUUUGUUGAUUAUCAUUCUGUAGUGAAGUAUUCAUUAUUAGCUAACAUUCAUCUAUUAUUUAAAUCAUUAGUGCAUCAUAUUGUUUUUAUUUUUUGUUGAAAAUGAUGACUAUUAUAACUAUGAUUUAAAUUUUUUUUUUAUUUUUAUCUUUAAAUUUCUGUAAAAAUACAAACUUGUAACAAUCUUAUAUUUAAUAAAAAUAAAAAAAAAUAUCAAAGUAUUCUUUUUUUGUUCAAGUAUAAUUGAACAUUUAUUCAAAAUUGCAUUUCUUUUGAAGGUUUCCUCAGCAUUGAUAAGGUACAUGUAAAAUUGCCCUUAUUUUCAUUUUAGUAUUCAUUUAUGCUAUGAAAUAAAUGCAAUAUAUACAUUGCCAAUAAUAAUAUUUCUCUCAUGCUGAUUUGUUAUUAUGACAGGUUUCCCAGAAUCAAUUAUCAUUAUGACCCUUCAAGCACUUUCUCAUUAGUAUUACAAUAGUAUCAUUGAAAAUGCUUCUCUUGGAAUUUGUCAUAUCAGCUUUCCAUGUUUGAUUAUGCAUUUCUCUCAUCUUAAGCUGAAAUGUGCUUUCUAAAAGUUGAAAUCAUUUGUAAUACUUCUUAAAAGGUUAAUUAAAACCAAGCAGUUUGAAACUACUUUGGAAUACAUGUCAUUUGAUCAUCAUAUUAUUAUUAUUAUUAAUUUUUUGUCAUUUUUUUUGUAAUAUGGUAAAUAGUACAAAAGAUUUAAUCAAACUUUGGAGCCUAAAAUAAUAAUUAAGGUUAUUUUAAUAAUAAUUAAGGUUCUUUUCCCUUUUGAUUAAAGAAAUAGUUAAUAUUUUGGAUUCAGUUGUAGUAUCUAAAAGUGGCUUAGAACUCUGGAAAUUUGCUUUGCAUGCUCUUUAUAAUUUUAAAAGUAAGAUUCAGUUAAAGAAUGGAUUUUAGAGUAAUUAGCAUGAGCUAACAAUGUUUGCUUCAAUGGUUUAAUUGUCUUUAAUCAUAUAUUAAAUGAAUGUUUCAUACUCAUUUUUUUACUGUAUAUGAGCAUCAUUGGAUGCAGGUUUUUAUAUGUCUUUGAGUCAUGUUAUCAUUAUAUGAAUGAGGCUACAAUUUGAAAUUGUUGCAUUAUAUAUAUACUGUCACCGGUGUUUUCCUCUUGAAAAUCAGUACUGAAAAGAAUGAAAAUUGAAUUGGUUUUUUGAGGAUUGAAAUGUUGAAAUUUGUUUUUGUUGUUAUAAUCGUAAAUGUAAUGUGUACAUUUUUUUUUCCGUUGAUAUCUCUUGAUUGGAAAAACUUGUGAUCACUUAAUUGCACUUUUCUGAAUUUAAUUGUUAAAAAUCAAUGUAAUAAAUUGAUAGAUAAUGUGAUAGAUAUUACUGUGGUUUGUUAAGCUGCUGUUGGAAAAUUUUAAUUCAUACAAUUUUAAGUUUUUAUUUAUAUUUAAAGAUGUCAUGCUUUAGGUCUAUUUUUCAUUAAAUUUGUACCUAGUGUGAUCCCAAACUCAGUAGCUGAUAUUAUAAAUUGCUGUUUUAAUUAUAUCCCAUUCUUAAUUAUUUUUAAUAGGAUGGAUUUUUUUUUUUUUUCCAUUUUUCAUUUACUUGUCUUGCAUUAGUGAUAGUUUUAUUGAUACACCAGUUCUAUUUAGGCUUCCUUAUAUAGCAUUUAUUGUUAGAUUUGUAUUUUGCACGAUAAACUAACUGAAUAAGAUUCCACAUUCUAUAAUGGCUAUUUAUUUUGCUUUGUUAUUGAUUCUUUAAUUCUUUUCAUUAUAAAAGAUACUUCAAGAGAUAUAAUUGAUUAUAUCUCUUGAUGUAUUAAUACGUUAGCUUGGCAAUUUAAGUAACUAUUUAUAGCCAUACUUGGUUCCCUCAUUUAAUAUAAAGAUAGUAAAAAAGUUCUUAAAAAAUUUAUUUUUCGUUAUUUUCACAUAAAUAUAGUGUUACUCAUAUGUGCACAAUCAGCAAAUUGUCCUAAAAUUUUUUAGGAUGUUAAAUUUUCUUUGUCUGCUUUUAAAUUUUUUGCUUUAUGCUUUUGUUUGAAGAUUAAAAUUUGUGUCAAAGCAGCUUUUAUUUAUACUGUGGUCUCUUCAAAAUAUAUCAUUUAUAUAACAUCAAUAUAAAGUCAUCUAUUAUAUGUAUAUCCAUAAUAUAUAUUUAUCUGGAUAUACUUGUACAAAAAUGCUUGGUUUUAAGGUGUGAUCCUGAUUUUGAGAAGAAGAAAAAUGUUUGGAGUAAAAUUUUCUUAUGAUUGAAAUCUCACAGGCAACUGAAGAGCAUUAUUGGGAUUGUAACUUUGAAUUUUAGUCCAACUGUAAAGUUAUUGAUUAUAUUGGACUAAAUGUUUCAUAAAAUUUGAUUUUAAAUUAGUGUGAGAAUUAUCAUGUUUAAAAUAUAGCUCAAAUGAAAGUGAUUAUUAAAAAAAAAUAUUUUUGUCUGUUGUCAAUUGAGACAUGUUACAAUUUCAAAAAUGAGCAUUGAAGCCAUUUAUAUGGACUUGGAUAACUAAUCGUAUGCCAUUGUGAUGCAUUAUGGAAUUAAAAAGAGAAUAUAUUCUUAGGAUUACCAAAUUGUUUAUUGCUAAAAUGCAUGAAAUACAACUAAUAAUCAGAAAUGAGUUUUAUCCUAUCCUUCUUAGGCACCCUGAUUGUUAUCUUGAUAGCCGCAUAGAAAUAAAGGUUUAAAUCGUAAGAGUCAUCAGCAACCAUUGCAUACACUCUCCCACUCCUCCUUCUGCAAUAAGUUUGUCCUAUCAUCAGAGUGGAGAUAAUUCAACCCCAUAUCAUUACUGUAUCCACCAGGGAAGCGAGAAUCUGCUAAUUUAUCCAGCAAAUUCAUACUGGAUACUCAUUGUGCCCGUCUUUCCAUAUUGAGAAAAUAAAGCUGAUGACUUUGAACUUCAAUUAUAAUUUAAAAUGCUUUAAAAAAGCUAUUUUGACUGGAAUCCUGUUUCUUCUGCUUUUAUAUAUUGCAAUAUUAAAAAAAUAAUUGAUGCAUUUAAUAAAAUUAUUUUUUAUAUUUUACUUUUAAAAUUAUUUAGUGUUAUUUUUUAAAUGUAUUCUACUUAAUGGUAAAAUAUUUAUUUUAGUAGUAAUUCUAUAUUAUAUAUUAGUUGCAUUUAUUUAUGGAUUUAUAUCCUUUGAAUGUAGUUUAGUAGAAAGGUUCCUUUGAAGGUUCUUGUACAAAUUAUGGGAUGUUUUCAAUGUUAUUUACUGUCUUCCCAAUAUGAGAAUUACUCGUCCCUUAUAUUUUACUGAUGGCAAUUUUGAUUUUGUAAAGUGAAAUUGUAUGCACAGUAAAGUAAUUUUAUUAAUGAAUUUAUAAAAUUAUUAUUUACUUUGUAUUUGUAGUUAUGAAAGAUUGUGCAGAAGAGGAAAGCUAUUGUAAUGAACUUUCAUCUUUAAAUUUUACAUACUUCUUGUAUUGAAUGAAUUUGUUUGUAGUAUAAAUUAAAUGCUGAAAUGUACUUUUAUACAUGAAUGCAAAGGUAAUAAUUGUCUGGGUGAAUGGGCUUUUAUUUGGAGCAAUGUAACUUAUAUAUUAAAUGAAACACCAAUGAAAAAUUUUGUUAGUCA
This is a messenger RNA of Argiope bruennichi, 4770 nucleotides long. RefSeq names its product hepatoma-derived growth factor-related protein 3-like. The record is from RefSeq and is a predicted model, not a curated record. Gene Ontology annotation, molecular function: double-stranded DNA binding; transcription coregulator activity. Lineage: Eukaryota; Metazoa; Arthropoda; Arachnida; Araneae; Araneidae. Gene Ontology annotation, cellular component: nucleus. The transcript is spliced from 7 exons. The coding region runs from base 165 to 917 and encodes 250 amino acids. Gene Ontology annotation, biological process: regulation of transcription by RNA polymerase II.